Messenger RNA from Prunus armeniaca (apricot), 252 nucleotides. The record is from the annotation of a GenBank genome assembly. Lineage: Eukaryota; Viridiplantae; Streptophyta; Magnoliopsida; Rosales; Rosaceae.
AUGGUUUGGUAUACCUGGGCGCUUCUGGGCGCCUCUAAGCCAGGCCGUCCUCGAUCAUUCGCUGGACGUCUUCGAAUCGGAGCCCCUGAGGGGGUGCCUCUUGCUGGGCCGCGAGUAGUCGUGGGACCUGUUGCCCCUCGUUCUGCGGCCUUACCUGCUGGGCCACUUGAACGAGGGGUUCGGUCGUUUCGACCGAGCUGGGUGGUACCAGAUAUGCUCUGUAGGUUUGACCGGGGUUCGUAUGGCUCGUAG